AUGAUCUGGUUGCCCGUGUUGUCUGUGUCUCUUACUUUGUUGCGAUCAAUCGAUGCUGGACGGGCGGACUCUAUCGAUACGUGCCCGUCGGACGGUUGCAGUGUUACCCACACGAUGGCAGAGGUCGGCGGCUCCUACAAAGACUCCCUCACUCAGGAACAGAAGGAUGAACUGAGAGCAAUCGCUGAGAAGAUCGUUGCUGAUGGAAAAGGAAUUCUCGCUGCUGAUGAGUCCACUGGCACCAUUGGAAAACGACUCUCUGCCAUCAACCUCGAAAACAAUGAGACCAAUAGGCAGAAAUACAGACAGCUCCUCUUCACAACACCGAACAUUGGUGAGCACAUCUCUGGAGUAAUCCUUUUCGAAGAGACAUUCCAUCAGUCGACUGAUAAAGGAGAGAAGUUUGUUGAUCUGCUCAACAAGCAAGGAGUCAUCCCUGGAAUUAAACUUGAUCUCGGUGUCGUCCCAUUGGCUGGAACUCUUGGAGAGACAACCACCCAGGGUCUUGACAACCUCGCCCAAAGGGCCGCUGCAUUCAAGAAGGGAGGAUGUGGUUUCGCCAAAUGGCGUUGUGUUUUGAACAUUGGACCUCACACUCCGUCGCACUUGGGAAUGCUGGAAAAUGCCAACGUUUUGGCCAGAUACGCAACGAUCUGCCAAGCUAAUGGUCUUGUCCCAAUUGUCGAGCCUGAAGUCCUGUGUGAUGGUGAUCACGACAUUCACCGCGCUCAAAAGGUCACAGAGCAGGUGUUGGCCUACGUUUACAAGGCGUUGGCUGACCAUCACGUGUAUCUCGAAGGUACUCUGUUGAAGCCAAACAUGGUCACUCCUGGACAGGACUGUCCGCAUAAGGUCAGCCAUGAAGAAAUCGGUUUGGCCACAGUCACAGCUCUUCGCCGAGGAGUCCCAGCUGCUGUGCCUGGUAUCACGUUCCUUUCUGGCGGACAAUCGGAGUUGGACGCAACCGCUAACCUCCAUGCUAUCAACACGGCGAAGCCGCUGAAGCCGUGGAAACUUACCUUCUCUUAUGGCCGUGCCCUGCAGGCCUCUGUAUUGAAGGCAUGGCAAGGCAAGGACGAAAACGUUGAGGCAGCUCAGAAGGUCUUCCUGCACAGAGCAAAGGCUAAUGGAAUGGCUGCUAUGGGAAAGUAUGAAGGAGAAGAUGCCGCCGGUGCUGCUGCAGAGUCUCUCUUCAUUGCAAAGCAUGCCUAUUGA
This is a messenger RNA of Cooperia oncophora, 1215 nucleotides long. The record is from the annotation of a GenBank genome assembly. NCBI's taxonomy places the organism in Eukaryota, Metazoa, Nematoda, Chromadorea, Rhabditida, Trichostrongylidae.